AUGAGGGUCUGUCUCUUGGUCCUGUUUGCUCUGGUGGCUGUUGCCUUGGCUGCUGAUGAUGAUGAGAAGUCCUCUAAAAACCUCAGAGUUGAGGUGAUGAAGAGGGUCGUGGCUGUCCAGAAGUUCUUCAAGGAGGAUCCCCUGGGCGUGAAGAUUGGUGAGCAAAUGGUGGACCUGUUGGAGAUCCUGAAACAAGGCAAGUGCACAUGCUUCCUUACUAAUAGUUACCACAUGCUACUGUUUGAAUCCAGACUACGUCUCCGCAAGCGUUUGGCCGACUACCUGACUAAGCUCGAGGCCUAG
This is a messenger RNA of Dibothriocephalus latus, 303 nucleotides long. The record is from the annotation of a GenBank genome assembly. Lineage: Eukaryota; Metazoa; Platyhelminthes; Cestoda; Diphyllobothriidea; Diphyllobothriidae.